AGGACAAGGGGGAGGCAACCGCUAUCUUUUUUUCUUCUUUUCUCUUUUUUCCAUUUGUACCAACGGGCACAACUGGCUCAGGCGUGUUUGAGUCCAAUUGAAUUGCAUUUUUUUCCCCUUUUAUUUAAGGAGCCUGCCUCUUUAAAACGCAUUAAACCCAAACAGUCGAUUGGUGUCUUACCACUGAAGGCUUUAAAUAUGCGAGUUUGGACGACAUGUAGCCUUUGACAUCGAAGAGGGGGAAAAAAUAUGUCGACGAGUCAAUAAACCCACCAUGGAAAGCCUAAAGGUCGUCCUUAUUUAAGGAAUGGGAUUUUUUCUGCUUAAAGCGACGUGAUCGUAAGAGGAAACCCCGAGGUGAGUUAGGGGCGAAAACUGUUUAGAAAAUAGUAAUUUGUCCUACAAAGGCGAGUUGUUGAGGAAGAGCCGCUACAGAUAUAAAGAAGGCUAAAGGAAAAUAUUCACUGGGACACGAGGGCAGGAUGUGGCAUCACCCUCCGCUCUGAGUGAGUGUGGGCAGUGUCGAGCUGUUGGGGACAACCGGUGGUCGCUUCCUCCAGCCUCCCACCUUCCAGAUGCAGCUAUUUUCCUCCAUAUGCUCACCAAAUAUUUCAAAAUAUUUUCAGUUUUCAAGUGCCUGUCUGCCCGCAACACCUCUCUUUGACUGUUCCAGUCUCGAAAUUAGAGAAAUUAAACAGUGAAUCUAAAAAGAAGAAGAAGCGGAGGAGAGGAGGAUUAAGGUACCCAGGGAGCCGCCUAUAUGAAGAUGCUGAUGUGUGACCGCGGCGUCCAGAUGCUCGUGACGACGGUGGGCGCGUUCGCCGCCUUCAGCCUCAUGACCAUCGCCGUCGGCACGGACUACUGGCUGUACUCGCGCGGGGUCUGCCGCGUGAAGAGCAGCGGCGACAACGACACGAGCCGCAAGAAUGAGGAGGUGAUGACGCACUCCGGCCUCUGGCGAACCUGCUGUCUGGAAGGAACAUUCAGAGGUGUUUGUAAGAAGAUUGAUCAUUUUCCAGAGGACGCCGACUAUGAGGCGGAUGCUGCUGAAUACCUCCUACGUGCUGUUCGCGCCUCCAGUAUAUUCCCCAUUAUGAGUGUUGGUCUGCUGUUUCUGGGGGGGCUCUGUGUAGCUGCCAGUGAGUUUUACCGGAGCAGACACAAUGUCAUCCUCAGCGCAGGAAUCUUCUUCGUAUCUGCAGGCCUCAGUAACAUUAUUGGAAUUAUUGUCUACAUCUCAGCCAAUUCUGGAGACCCCGGUCAAAGUGACAGCAAGAAGUCCUACUCGUAUGGCUGGUCCUUCUACUUUGGCGCCCUCUCCUUCAUCAUGGCUGAAAUGGUGGGCGUUCUGGCAGUGCACAUGUUUAUUGAGAAGCACCGUCAACUGCGUGCCAAGUCCCGAACCGAGCUCAUAAAGAAGUCUGCCUUCAGCCGCAUUCCCUCCUACCGCUACCGAUUCCGGCGCCGCUCCAGCAUGCGUUCCUCCGAGGCCCCCAGCCGAGACGCAUCGCCGCUGGGGAAGGGUGGCUACACGGGGCCAGCCGCCUCAGAGAUGCCCAUGUACACGCUGAACCCAAGAGAAGCAGGCAAUGCAGGCAACAAACCAGGUGGCGGCAUAGGCGGGCUGCUCAACUCAGAAAGGGAGUUCCUUCAGAGCAGCACGCUCACUAAAGACUACAACAAGGACCCCAACCGCAGGACCACACCAGUCUGAAGAAAUCUGGCUGUAGAUAUCACCCAAUCAGAGUAUUUUAAAGAGAAGGAGGGGAAAUACAGUGAAAAUCCAAGCAAACAAGGGGAAUACCAGAGGUUAUGGGGUCAGGAAGGGGUUUGAUUAACUCUAACUGUAAACUGUGAACUUUUUAGCCUUUGAACUGUGAAUCCUUUGCCCUCUGAAAGUUUCUCAGUGUGUAGCAGGGUGAGUUUGAUGGAGAAGUUGUUCCGAACUCCACGUAUACCUGAUAUAGUUAUAUAAUUAUAUCCAUAACUGCUUAUAAAGGAUGACAAUUGUAAUUUAGGUUCAUGAUUUUCAUGUUCAUAAAUUGACUUUCUGACACAUUUUUAAGGGAAAGAAAAGACAGAUAUAGAGGUAACUUGUUUGGAGCAACUUCUCCUGACAAAGUGCAACUAAUGUGAAAUUGAGAAGACAGAAAAGAAGAGAAAAUCGGUGUGAUUUUUUAUCUUUAGACCUCUCUCCUCCUGUCCUUUUGGGUAGAAGUAGAGCUGGAUUAAUAAAGGGAACAGUUAACUUUCCAAGUAUGAUAUUUAUUGGUGAGAAAGUUACAUUUAUUGCAAGGCUUAAUUCAGCUUUUGUUCAGCUGGUUUAAGAAAAGAGAAUUUGUGGCAUUAACAUUUGUUGCAUUGGUUAUUUCUCCAUUUGUUUACUAUUAACUGACUUCAAACAGAACUGAAACUGAAUUGAGCUGAUUCCAUACUAGACCUGCCAACGUUGGCUGCAGAUGAGCUGUUGGAGAGUCAGUAGAAAAGGCGACUCAACAAAUCUAAUGUUCGAUCCGUUGGUGCUUCCUUUCAGCUGUGUUUUUCUGCCACUUCUUCUUCUUUUUUUUUUACCUAAAAAUUCAAGACAACCAGAUAUCUGUCUGUUUGCUUUCACAAAUCACCUUUCGCCUUCCAUGUUCUUACAUGUAGCCCCAUACUCAACUCACUGACACCCUCUUCGCACAUCCUAUUGCCCUACCUUCCCUGUACUUAAAUCAACAGUAGAUUUAGCUUCUGUCUUCCUUAGGGUUUUCUGGACGUUAUUUUUUCAGGGUAAAGUUAGGGAUGGAGUCGGUGUAAGGGAGACCACUGAGCUGUGAAACAUAUAUUAAGGCAGUGCCAAAAAAUGUACUUAACUAACUAGGAAUGGACUUUUUGUGUCUGCCCGAUACCUCUCGCUGAACAUCUUUCAAAUUAAUUCAACGUAAAGUUGUUUUUGAUUGAUCAGAAUGGCUGCUUUAGUAAAAAGAGAUAAAAAUGGC
Girardinichthys multiradiatus is the source of this 2981-nucleotide messenger RNA. RefSeq names its product voltage-dependent calcium channel gamma-3 subunit-like. Gene Ontology annotation, biological process: neurotransmitter receptor internalization; regulation of AMPA receptor activity; neurotransmitter receptor transport, postsynaptic endosome to lysosome. Gene Ontology annotation, molecular function: channel regulator activity; voltage-gated calcium channel activity. The coding region runs from base 761 to 1714 and encodes 317 amino acids. The record is from RefSeq and is a predicted model, not a curated record. NCBI's taxonomy places the organism in Eukaryota, Metazoa, Chordata, Actinopteri, Cyprinodontiformes, Goodeidae. The transcript is spliced from 4 exons. Gene Ontology annotation, cellular component: AMPA glutamate receptor complex; postsynaptic density membrane.